This is a messenger RNA of Heteronotia binoei (common prickly gecko), 1575 nucleotides long. Its product is annotated as sialic acid-binding Ig-like lectin 8. Lineage: Eukaryota; Metazoa; Chordata; Lepidosauria; Squamata; Gekkonidae. Bases 474 to 1475 code for a protein of 333 amino acids. The record is from RefSeq and is a predicted model, not a curated record. The transcript is spliced from 7 exons.
GGGUUUUUCCCCCCCAGAGGCCCAAUUUUCUCCUUAGAAUCUUAUAAUUUUUGAAAAAAAAACAUAUAUUUUAUGUAUAUAAUUAUUUAUUUUGCUUUUAUUGCUAAAAGGUGUACUUUAUUUAUAUCUGCGUUUACUUCUGGUUUAUUUCAGUUUUAUUUAUUUUAUCCUUACUAAGCAUUCUGGUUCCCAGUUUCUUGGGAAAAAGGCAGGCUUUCUCCAUAUUUUUUAAAUAACAGAUUGUUUAAUACUAACAAAAUAGUAUUUCGGCAACUCGCUUCUAUGAACUCAGCAACUGGUCCCUCUGAGGUCAAUAGGACUUUCUCCCUAGUACUUUUACUAGCCGCAGUUAGUGAAAUUCAGAGGGAAGUCUCAUUUGGUCCAAUGAGAGUUACACACAGAGUUUCUGCCCUGGAGAGAUACUUGUGGUGGUUAUAAGAGGGUACUAGGAAAACAGGAAGAGCUAGCUGUUCAUGGGUCCCCCCCGGAAGCCGCAGAAUCCAGCCUCUUCCUCAGCAACUCUAACAGUCCUGAUCUUUGUCUCUCUUGUCAAAGGUUUGCUCAGCCAGAAGGAAGAUAAACUGAUGGUUCCCGCCUCCAUCUCUGUCCAGCGUGGCCUCUGUGUCCACAUUCCCUGCAGCUUCGCUUCAAGCCGGAACAGCUCCGAGAAACUCCAUGGCUAUUGGUUUGAGAAAAGAGGCAGAUAUUGGCAUUAUCUGGUCACCAGCUACAGAUUCCAAAGAGUCGAAGGCAUUCUCGUGGCCUCCAGUGACAACAAGAUGGUGUUGCACAACUCUGUGAGGAACCGUUUCCGAUUAACGGGCGACGUGACAGCAGGCGAUUGCUCCUUCAGCAUCCUUACCGUUGAACUCCAGGACGCAGGAGAGUACUACUUUCGCAUUGAGACCAAGGGGAUGGUGCACGACUACAAGGGCACAGCUCGUAUGCCGCUUAAAGUUGUCGUGACAGAAUUGACAGAAAAACCACAGAUUCGGAAUUACUCUCCUGUAGUUUCUGGGACGAAAGCUGUUUAUACCUGUUUGGCACGAGGGCCCUGCUUGAGGAUUAAUGCAAAAAUUUCGUGGACCACUAUUCUGGUAGACUAUAGAACAGUUCAGUGGAGACAGCAGCAAAGCAACGGUACCUGGAUCUAUGGCUCUAACUUCACCUUCACACCCUCCACAAUUGACCGGGGCAAAUGGCUCACCUGCUGGGUCUGGUACCCAAAUGUAAAGAAACGAAUUCAGAGCACCAUCUUUCUCGAGCUUACUGGUUCGCCUGAUUUUGACAAGACACCGCUGAAUGUAACAAGGGACAGACAGCUUGCACCCCGGACUCAGUUUCUUGGGACUACGGUGACCAUCUUCGUGAUAAUGCAGUACCUGUUGAAGGUUUUGACGGGCAUCCUGUUCUUUAUCGCGUGCUUUGUCUUUUUCGCUCGAGGGAGAUUCCGACGAGAGGGGAAUAGUAGAUGAUGCUGAUUGGAUGGGUCUAGUGCAAUCCCUUUGUGCGUGGAAAGCGUGAACGUCUCACAAGAGCAUUUUUUUUUAAAAAAUAAAGGGGUAUUUAAAAGUA